Phialemonium atrogriseum is the source of this 3277-nucleotide messenger RNA. RefSeq lists its product as uncharacterized. Gene Ontology annotation, cellular component: nucleus; cytoplasm. Gene Ontology annotation, molecular function: protein binding; ATP binding; protein kinase activity. The record is from RefSeq and is a predicted model, not a curated record. The transcript is spliced from 3 exons. Bases 42 to 2795 code for a protein of 917 amino acids. Gene Ontology annotation, biological process: protein phosphorylation. Lineage: Eukaryota; Fungi; Ascomycota; Sordariomycetes; Cephalothecales; Cephalothecaceae.
GCCACACACCAUCCAGGAGAGUGUCACCGCAAACUCACCCAAUGUCCGAGAAUCUAGAGAAAAAACUCGAGGAAACUCGCCUCAACCCUGCGGCGGAUACGCCCAGUCCGAGCGGUCAGGCAUCGCCUCCUCCUGCAACGGAGUCCUCCUUGCCUCCGCCAGACGACGAUGCAAUUGUUUCAUCUGAGAUCAUUUCCUUGCGGCCGCCCAGUCCGCCCGGACCCGGAAUUUUGACCGUUACGCUCUCUUUCGCUCGUGGCCUGAGCAUAGACGAGACACCUGAGCUGAUACGUUUUCACGAACCGGAUGUGCGCAAGCGUUGGCUGAUUUACGCGAUCUUGGAAUGUGAAAGGGCCCAAGUCUCCUCCGAGGCCAUGUCCUAUUCGUGCAUAAGGGGGAAAACAAGCGUUUUUUGGCCAGGAGCCACAAACAUGCCAUGGGCGGAGAGGAGCUCAACGUUCAAAUUUGACGUCUCUGCGCCUUCUGAGCUGACAGUGUACCUGUUUGACAGGAAGUUUGAUGCUCUGACGGGACCCCAAGUCACAUCCCUUGGGUUGAUCAAGUUGAACCCUUUUCUGGAAACCUGGGUUCAGGGUGAGCAGUGGGUAGAUGUCCAAGACGGUACCGGGAGAGUGAAUCUCGAGGUUUCCUACCUGGAGAAGAAGGUACUGCCUCUGGAGGACUCGGAUGUGUGGAGGGUCUGCCGAGAGGUUCGUUUCGGUGACCUCGUCCGCGUCGAAAAGAGCGACACCGAUCGAGCCUUUGCUAUGAAGACCAUACGCACGCCUGAUACCAUGCCUAGUUCUGAGACAGUCCACCACCUCUGCUCCGCAUUCCCGAUCAAACACCCCUUCAUCGCGCCGCUCGAAUUUGUCUUCAAGUCGCCUAAGGGGCUAAGCCUCCUUUCACCACUAGCCAGUGGCGGACACCUUUUUUCUCACCUUCAAAGAAAGCGACGUUUUGAAGUCGACAGGGCCAGAAUUCACUCUGCGGAGCUCACUUGCGCAUUAGAAUACCUCCAUGGCAGGCAUAUUAUUCUGGCCUGUCUGAAGCCAGAGAAUAUUGCCUUGGAUUCAUUGGGCCGCGUCAGUCUCUGCAACCCUGGUCUUUUCGGACUAGAGAAGAAGGACGGGGAUCGAGUUGUGCCUGGCAAGACGGAGAUCCCUGCCCCCGAACUCCUUCUUGGCCAGGAGGCGUCUGAGGCGGUGGACUGGUGGAGCUUGGGGGUUCUUCUCUACGAGAUGCUGACCGGGAUACCUCCGUUCUACCACGAGGACGUCAAGGAGCAACGGCGGCGGAUCAUCGACCAAGCCCUUCAGCUCCCUGAGGGACUCCCGACUGCCGCUAGGGAUAUCUUAAUCAAGCUUCUUGACAAAGACCCCGCAAGACGCUUGGGGACAAAUGGAGCCUCGGAGCUCAAAGCCCACAAAUUCUUCCACGAUGUGAAUUGGCUCGACCUCACGCAGCCGAGGCGUGAAGCCCUCUUCGAGCCCAGCCAGGCUGUAACAGUCUUUAGAGUUGAACCGGACGAACCCCGGGACUCAAGGUUGUACCACGAGACAGGAGUGCAACGAGUGUCUGAAGGAGUCGUGGAAAAGCAAAUAUACUGGGAUGCAUUUCGAGUCAAAUUCUGGUACCCGGUUAAAGACAAAGAUGACGAAAACGCUCCAGACGAGACUUCAUCGAGACUCGAGGACGAUGAAUGGGAAUUGGUAUGGGAGCCGACAUCUCAAGAAUUCCAUUUCAACAAUUGCCUCAUCAGCGAGCAACGCCCAAUCGGUACAGACUGUCGGCCUGCGUACACGCCAUUCGCAGAUGAAUACACUCCUACUGUCCACGAUGAUUACGAUCUAGCGAUCCAGAGCCCGCGUCCCAGUCAAAGCCAGAAGAAGGACGCACUCAAGGCUGCAUUGAAAGCUGGAUAUGGCAACCGUGUAGUAUUGCAAAUUCUCGAAUAUGAUGUUGACUUGGACGACGCGAUUCUUGAACGCGUUGAAGGUGGUGGUGGGCCAUGGUACCUUCCGACAGGUCUUAGUAACUUCCACGUUAUCUGGCUAACACCACUGGAAUGGGUCGUGGACAAUGGCAAUGCCGAGCUCGUCGAGUUGUUCCUGGAAAAGGGCGUGGACGCAAACUUUUCCACCUUCCCGAGAGAAGGACCUGCUCUAAUCAAGGCAGUCAAGAAAAGGAACCAAAAGCUCAUCGAGAUGCUCCUGCCGAGAUCCAACCGAGUCAACUCGACAAGGGCGCUUUGCCACGCGGUGGAACAGCAGGACAAUGCAAUUACGACUACCCUACUAACAAAUGGCGUCCUCCCUGACUUUGAAGAAUCAGACCGACCCCGGCCCCCCAUCCUGACUUACGGCGGCGGCGGCUGUAUCCACCUGCCGCUCAAUCAAGGACCACGUCUCAAGGCAGAAGACUUCACACCUCCUCUCGUCCGGGCAGCUCGACUAGGCAAUGCGAGUCUAGUACAGUUACUGCUUGAAAAUGGCGCUAAUGUCAACGCCGCUUACCACGUCCUUGACAUUCCCGAUUGGCGCAUGCCCUGGGAAGAGCCGAUGGCGCCGAUCCAAUUCUCCUGCGGAAGGGCCGUACAGUUAGCAAAGGAGCUGGGGCAUUCCGAGGUAGUGCAAUUGCUCCUCGACGGCGGUGCAGAUGUCAGUCUGGCACCACCGGUCUGGCCCGUGCCGGGUCACACAUGUCCAUUGAUUCCAAGGUCUGUGUAUCUCAGGGUAACAGUAGGCCUGGAGGAAUUGGCCGCGGCGAGAAGAGAGGGCAAAGUGGCUACCUAGGAGUUAGGGCACGGUUUAGAAAGCGGGAGGGGGACCGAUGAACGUCGUUUUUUCUGCUCUUCUCCCCAUUCUUGCGAGUGGACCAUGAGUAAUAGCGAUUGUGGUUUCGUAGUAGAAGGAUGUUUCGCAGGAUAUAAAGACGGCUGGCACUGAUCGUUUCUUUCCGUCUCCUGAGACUAUGAAUCCUAACUCUCUUUGCUUCCUACUGUUUCCUAUUUGGACAGAAUUCUACUCACCAAUAUACCCCUGACCCGAGAUCACAAUGGAAUCGCUGCGCUGCUCUUGGAGUACGUCCCCGAGAACGACUUCCACGGAUUCUCAAUGGCGUCCCCAGGCGGCCAAGUUCUGUAAACGACGCCAGGCACAGGCCAAGAAGCAAGGAUGGCGAUCGGAGAAGUCCCACAGCCUCCUUAUCGCGGACUUCAAGAUCGGCUGCAAGUGCCGCUUUUUCAAGGUGGCGAGGUGGCGGGUAGAGGAUGGAC